Molecule: messenger RNA, 1440 nt
Organism: Daldinia decipiens
Lineage: Eukaryota; Fungi; Ascomycota; Sordariomycetes; Xylariales; Hypoxylaceae
Product: MFS general substrate transporter
Exons: 3
Coding region: 1-1440 (479 amino acids)
Biological process (GO): transmembrane transport
Cellular component (GO): membrane
Molecular function (GO): transmembrane transporter activity
Source: RefSeq, a predicted model, not a curated record
AUGUCGGUUAUUCAUGAGCUGGCCUUCUUCGUCGUUGUGUCAACGGCCAAUUUUACACCUCAUUCCGGAUUUCAUCAAGCCCUCUGCAUCCUUCGCCUUAUAGGUUCUGAUUUGGGCGCCACGAGCCCAGGACAACUCGUGUGGCUUAUUGCUGGAUAUGGCCUGACUGGGACGUUCAUCCUCCUGGCAGGCCGCCUCGGGGACGUCUAUGGCCACAAACUCAUCUUCCUCGUCGGCAAUAUGUGGUUUGCGCUGUUCUCGCUUGUCGCCGGCUUAUCCAUCUACGCGCCUCGACCUUACGCUGCUUUCCUCUUUGCGCGUAUCAUGCAAGGUCUCGGCCCGGCACUAAUAGUUCCAAACGCCGUAGCACUAUUAGGCGUCACAUAUGUACCUGGGCAACGAAAGGCUAUGCUGUUCGCUAUCUUUGGAGCCAUGGCUCCGGCUUCUGCUAUCAUCUCGCCGGCAUUUACAAGCCUGCUGGCACUGGCGUGGUGGCCGUAUGCAUUUUUUGGCUUAUCCCUUCUAUUACUAUUCACUACUCUCGCCGGUGCACUCGUGAUACCAAGCGAGUUGUCCCCGGAAAAGGGUAGAGUAUCGACAGGGGGGUUAAAAGCAUUAUGUGCUGAGCUAGAUGUCCCCGGUGCUCUAACAGGGGUCAGUGGUCUUAUUCUCAUCAGUGUUUCUUGGAACCAAGCAUCCGUCAAGGGCUGGCAGAACCCGUGUGUUCCCGGGCUUCUGAUAGCAGGAGCCCUGCUAUGCGUGGGUUUUAUUUUUAUCGAGAAGUAUGCCAGUAAACCUUUGAUACCACUCGAGGCUGUCAAUUCGGGAGUAUUUUUCGUCCUUGGCGCCGUCUUUUGUGGCUGGGGCUGCUUUGGAAUUUAUAUCUAUUAUAUUUGGGGGUUUUAUGAGGUGUUGCGAGGCGCGCCGCCUCUCCUGGCCACGGCAAUGCAUAGUCCGAUUUUAGUCAGUGGUAUUGCAGCAGCCAUUACUACGGGUAUGAUCAUUCACCGUGUAGGACCAGCGGUCGUGAUGGCCCUCGCACUAUUGGCUUUUACCAUUGGCACUACCCUCAUCGCAACAGCCCCCAUUAACCAGACGUAUUGGACACAGACUUUCCUCUGCAAUGUGAUUAUCACCUGGGGAAUGGAUUUGAGCUUUCCAGCGGCGACGCUUAUGCUUUCGGAUUUGGUAUCUAGCGAGCAUCAAGGCAUUGCAGCCAGUUUAGUUACCACUGUGGUGAACUAUAGUGGUGCGCUUGCAUUGGGCGUUGCUGGAACCGUUGAGCUUCACGUGAAUAAUGGCGGAGUGACCGCCGAGGACAUUUUGAAGGGAUAUAGGGGAGCUUGGUACGUGGCCAUUGGGUUGGGCGUAGUUGGCCUUGUCCUGUGCUUGAUCUUUGCUUGGAAAUUUUCGAACCGCCAGAAGACGACCCGAAGUUAA